AUGGCUACCAAACAAGCACAUAAAAGAUUAACAAAAGAAUAUAAAAUGAUGGUGGAAACUCCACCUCCAUACAUUACUGCUAGGCCAAAUGAAUCCAAUAUUUUGGAAUGGCAUUAUAUUAUUAUUGGACCACAAGAUACUCCCUAUGAUGGGGGUCAAUAUCAUGGUACUUUAACGUUCCCAUCGGAUUAUCCCUAUAAGCCACCCGCUAUUCGAAUGAUUACACCCAAUGGCAGAUUUAAGGAGAAUACGAGAUUAUGUCUUUCGAUGAGUGAUUACCAUCCUGAUACUUGGAAUCCUGGCUGGAGUGUAGCUACUAUUUUAAAUGGUCUUUUAAGUUUUAUGACUGGGAAUGAAGAUACUACUGGGAGUGUAAGUACAAGUGAUCAACAAAAGAGAAUAUAUGCUAAGAAAUCUAUGGAUUGGAACACUUAUCAAAGCGCUAGAUUCAGAAUGGUAUUCCCAGAUAUUGUGGAAAGUAAUGAGAUCGAAUUAGCAAGACAUAGGAAAAUGCAAGGUUCAGAUUCUAAUUCUAUUGACGAAUCAUCCAAAAUGAAAAAUAAUAGUAUUGACAGUUUAGUAAGAGCUGCUCAAGAAAAAGUAAUAGAUUUGAAGGACAUUCAAGAUCCUGAAGAUAGGAUACGUGCUAAUGCAGCUAAUGCUAGAUUGAUAGAGGAAAGUAAUAGAGCAGGUGGCAACUUAUUUAGUAAUAACAAAUUGUACAUAGUGGCGGCUGUCUUAUUAUUGUUUUUAGGAAUAUCUAUGAAAUGA
This is a messenger RNA of Henningerozyma blattae CBS 6284, 771 nucleotides long. It is a transcript of the gene UBC6, whose product is annotated as E2 ubiquitin-conjugating protein UBC6. The transcript has a single exon. The record is from RefSeq and is a predicted model, not a curated record. The coding region runs from base 1 to 771 and encodes 256 amino acids. NCBI's taxonomy places the organism in Eukaryota, Fungi, Ascomycota, Saccharomycetes, Saccharomycetales, Saccharomycetaceae.